AUGGUGGUGGAUGAUGAUGAUGAUGCUGAUGAUGAUGAUGAUGAUGAUGAUGAUGAUGAUGCUGAUGAUGAUGAUGCUGAUGAUGAUGGUGAUGAUGAUGCUGCUGAUGGUGAUGAUGAUGGUGAUGAUGAUGAUGCUGGUGCUGAUGAUGAUGGUGAUGAUGAUGCUGAUGAUGAUGAUGAUGCUGCUGAUGGUGAUGAUGAUGAUGGUGAUGAUGAUGGUGAUGCUGAUGAUGAUGCUGAUGAUGAUGGUGAUGAUGAUGGUGAUGCUGAUGAUGAUGAUGAUGAUGAUGGUGAUGAUGCUGCUGAUGAUGGUGAUGAUGGUGCUGAUGAUGAUGAUAAUAAUAGUCAAAUAAUCAUUUAA
Schistosoma turkestanicum is the source of this 363-nucleotide messenger RNA. Lineage: Eukaryota; Metazoa; Platyhelminthes; Trematoda; Strigeidida; Schistosomatidae. The record is from the annotation of a GenBank genome assembly.